Euleptes europaea (tarantolino) is the source of this 851-nucleotide messenger RNA. It is a transcript of the gene DPH5, whose product is annotated as diphthamide biosynthesis 5. Lineage: Eukaryota; Metazoa; Chordata; Lepidosauria; Squamata; Sphaerodactylidae. Gene Ontology annotation, molecular function: diphthine synthase activity. The transcript is spliced from 7 exons. Gene Ontology annotation, biological process: protein histidyl modification to diphthamide. The record is from RefSeq and is a predicted model, not a curated record. The coding region runs from base 15 to 851 and encodes 278 amino acids.
UUGAUGUAACAAAAAUGCUUUAUCUGAUUGGACUCGGACUUGGAGAUGCCAAAGAUAUUACAGUGAAAGGCCUGGAGGUUGUACAACAGUGUAGCCGAGUAUACCUGGAAGCCUACACUUCAGUUCUCACAGUUGGAAAGGAAGCACUGGAGGAAUUUUAUGGUAAAGAAUUGAUUCUUGCUGACAGAGAAACAGUGGAACAGGAUGCAGAUACAAUCUUGAAGGAUGCCCAUCAAUGUGAUAUAGCUUUUCUUGUAGUUGGAGAUCCUUUUGGGGCUACUACACACAGUGACCUCAUCCUCCGAGCAGUGAAGCUGGGGAUUCCCUACAGAGUUAUACACAAUGCUUCUAUCCUCAAUGCUGUUGGCUGCUGUGGUUUACAGCUCUACAAUUUUGGAGAAACGGUUUCCAUCGUUUUCUGGACAGAUACAUGGAAGCCCGAGAGUUUUUUUGAUAAAAUCACCAAAAACAGGAAGAAUGGGAUGCAUACUCUCUGCUUGCUUGACAUUAAAGUAAAGGAGCAGUCUUUGGAAAAUCUCAUGAGGGGUAAGAAAAUUUAUGAGCCGCCACGGUAUAUGAGUGUGAAUGAAGCAGCCGAACAGCUUCUUGCUGUUGUUCAAAAUAGAAGGCGAGAAGGGGAAGAACCAGAAGUUAUAGAAGACACCCUAUGUGUUGGCUUAGCAAGAGUGGGCACAGUGGAUCAAAAGAUUGCUUCAGGUACACUACGGGAAAUGACCACGGCAGAACUCGGAGGUCCUCUACAUUCCAUGAUCAUAACUGGCACUCUGCAUCCGCUGGAAAUAGAGAUGCUUAAACUCUUCGCUGUAAAUAAAGCCAUAUUUGGAAACUGA